UAUGGAGGGCCAAAGGUAAAAGAAGGUAUAAACAUACAACGGCGUCGUUUUGUUAUAGAUAGUCGGCCGGGAAACGCAUCAAAUUUCGAUAAUAAAAGAAAAAAGUCAAGGUGUAGUGUAUGAUGAGCAACCAAGUGGAAUCUCCAAUGGAGGUAUCUAAUCACACUGAAAACGAAUUGGAAAAAAAACCUCAAAAAAUUUACCGUUGCAAGAAGUGUCGCAGGAUGGUUGCAACAGAGGAUCAUUUAGUUCCUCAUGAGCAUGGAGAAGGCAAAAAAUGCUUUAGAUGGAGGAAGAAAGCAGGUGAUGUUUCAAAUGAGGAUGAGCCACCUGAGUGUUUAUCUAUAUUUGUGCAGCCUAUGAAAUGGAUGCAAGCAGCAGUUGAAGAAGGUGCUGUGGAGGAGAAGCUUCAGUGCAUUGGGUGCAACACUCGUUUGGGUUCAUUUAAUUGGGCUGGUAUGCAAUGCAACUGUGGGGUAUGGGUAAAUCCAGCAUUUCGGCUGCACAAGAGUCGUAUAGACGAAUGUCGGUUUUGAGAUUUCACACUUGGCACCAGUUUCGUGUUAGAAGAUCCAAAUAAUGGAUUAGCCAACUCUUUAAACUAAAAGAAGUUUGCAAUUUUCUAGGAACACUCGGAAAUAUCUCAUUUCUUAUCCAAGUUGCCUGACAUUUAAGAUAAUUAACAUUGUGUCCAUAUUGAGUUUUUUUCCCUUCCUUUCACUAGCUUUUAUAUCAUUUAAACAGUUAUUUCGAUUAUGUAAAAAAGUAUAUGAUUUUAAAGUAUGUUAAGACUG
This is a messenger RNA of Erigeron canadensis, 794 nucleotides long. RefSeq names its product probable inactive dual specificity protein phosphatase-like At4g18593. The coding region runs from base 120 to 536 and encodes 138 amino acids. The transcript has 3 exons. Lineage: Eukaryota; Viridiplantae; Streptophyta; Magnoliopsida; Asterales; Asteraceae. Gene Ontology annotation, molecular function: protein tyrosine/serine/threonine phosphatase activity. Gene Ontology annotation, biological process: protein dephosphorylation. The record is from RefSeq and is a predicted model, not a curated record.